Molecule: messenger RNA, 3293 nt
Organism: Scaptodrosophila lebanonensis
Lineage: Eukaryota; Metazoa; Arthropoda; Insecta; Diptera; Drosophilidae
Product: agrin
Exons: 4
Coding region: 846-2747 (633 amino acids)
Biological process (GO): multicellular organism development; cell differentiation
Molecular function (GO): protein binding
Source: RefSeq, a predicted model, not a curated record
CGAAAUCAAAUGUUGCGGCAAAGUGUAUAACGAUUCGAGAGCUUUUCUUGAAUAGAACACCCCAAAACCAACAGACUUUUUGAACAAGUUGUAUGUAGUUCGUCUGUGUGUCCGUGUGUGUGUGUGCGCGCGUCCAGUAACUGUGAAAAGAUUUUUUGUGUGCAUAAUAAAAAAUAUAAAAAAAUUUACAAAAAAAAAUAUAUAUAUACACAUAUAUAUAUACACACACAUCAAAAGGCGGCUACGCGUAAUUGAAAUCAAAUUAAAGCAAAACGUGCAAAAUAAGAAACGAUAAGAAAAGAGAGUAACGAGAAGCGUUAACUAUAAAAAAGAAAUUAUGUUGUAUUGUUGAGAGGUCAAAUAAAACAAACAAACAAACAGAAGCUGGCGGCGGGACGAAAUCGGACGAAUGAACUCAUAAAAGGGCCAGGCCAAGCACGAAUGAGCGCGUCGACCACAAGAAGACAACCGUUAAUUUGAGCAGCAACGACGACGACGUCGACGACUUCGGUAGCAGCAACGGCUUUAAAGCGACGACGAUAAUCUUGCACCAGUUCUCUUAAAGAGGCGUGUUAAGAGGCUGACUGAAAACUUUCUUCAUUUCAUCGCAGUCUGGCAGCAGACGCAGGCGCAGACAUUGUGUCGUGAUCUUUGCAACUGCCGCAUAGCUGGUGUUGAAGUUGAGCCGCAGCAGCAGCAACAAAAUCAACAGCAACAACAACAACACACUACUCUACUACUAUUUCAAUUGUUAACGAGCGAAAGCGUAGUCACGCACACGCAGAGCUGAGCUGAGCUGAGCUUGGAUAUUUAGUUUUGGCAGGAAAGUGCAGUCGACAGUGAAAAUGUACCAGCAACGACAACAAAAACAACAACAACUACAACAUCAUCAUCAGCAACAACGACAACGGCAACGGCAACUACAACACCAGCUGUUUGGCGCAGUACUGGCCUUUGUGCUAACGGCGUCAGCCGCUAAUGGCGCCGUAACAGAUUCGCCCAUUAAGAUCAUCAGGCUGCCCGCUCAGGCGCCAGUUAUACGUUAUCGCAGUGCCGAUGCCGAGGCCGAUUCGUUGCUCAUCAAUUAUAGGCAGAAUGCGCAACCGGAGCUCAGCUCCACGUUAAUGGCAGCACCCGGAGCGGCAGCUGCCGCACUGGAGACGCUGCUGCGGGAGGAGACGGAGCAGAUGCAACAGGCCCAGCUUGGGCGUCGACAUCGUGCCAGUGCUGGUGCCAAUAACUGCCCGCGUUCCUGUCCGCCCAGCUUGACGGUGGGAGCGGAGCCGGUAUGUGGCACCGAUGGGUUCAUUUACGCCAAUCUAUGUGAGCUACGCAAGAAGACCUGUGCUCGCAGUGGCGUCUCCAUGGUGAAAGAUCAACGCGAGGGUUGCGAACGGUCCAAAGGCUCCGACUGCAAGCAUCGCUGCCCCACCGAGAAGGAUCCGGUGUGCGGCACCGAUGGACGCACCUACCUGAAUCGCUGCAUGCUGCGUGUACAGAGCUGUCGCGUUGGCUUGACCGCAGUCAAACUAUCGCAUGUGGGGCCGUGCAGCAAUACGAGCGCCAUUCGAGAGUCCUGUCCGGUGGACUGCAACAGUGCACCCAAGGAUGGGCCCAUUUGUGCCUCCGACGGCAAUGUAUACAACUCCACGUGCGAGAUGAAGCUUCACACCUGCGGCCAAGGCGUCGUCAAGACCAGUCGCAAGCAUUGCCAGUCGACGCGCAUGUGUCGUGAGUCCUGCUGGCGUGUGGCACGGCCGACUUGUGGCUCUGACGGUCGUCUCUAUGCCAGUCCCUGCAAGAUGCGCUCCUCUAAUUGCGGCAAGCAUGUCUUCGAGGUGCCACUGUCCUUCUGCAUGCCCCAGGAACGUCAUGGCAGCAGUCAAUCAGAGACUUGUCCCACCGAGUGCCCCAAAAGCGAGUCCGAUUCACCGUCACAGUAUGUGUGCGGCAGCGAUGGCAACAUCUACUCCUCCCUCUGUGAGCUUAAGAUGCUCAAUUGCGGACCUCAACGCAAGUCCAUACAGAAAAUGAGCAUGGACAAGUGCAAAAACCGGUUGAGUCGCUGCAAGCAGCUGCCGCCCUGCAAGGACUUCAACAAUCUCUUUGGCUCAAUAUUCAGCUCGAAGAGCAAUGACAAGCUCUGCGGCACCGAUGCCAAGACCUACAACAACGAGUGUGAGCUGGCGCAUGCCACUUGUCUGCGUGGUGUUAACUUGGCGCACAUUGGGCCCUGCACGGAUCUCAAUUCUCCUACCAAGGAUUGCGGCGAUGCGUGCACCCGUGCAGAUCUCGCCCAGCAGCCCAUCUGCGGCAGUGAUGGUAACACAUUCUCCUCCAUGUGCGAGUUCAAGCGCAGGACGUGUAAUCUGCGUGUAGUUCCCGUAUCGCUAAAGAAUUGCGCACUGACCGCCGACUGUGACUCAGAUUGUGAUGCCCAGCCCCCGAAUUUUGUGUGCGGCUCGGACAACAAGUUCUACAAAUCUGAGUGUCACAUGAGGAAAGAGAAUUGUGGCAAGCAUGUGUUCGUAGUGCCGCUGAAACGCUGCUUAGCCGCGUUCCAGUUUAAGGGUUGCGCACGCAUCUGCCCACGGGAAUUCGAACCCGUCUGUGGUAGCGAUAAUAAAACCUAUUUGAACGAUUGCUUCCUGGACAUUGAGAACUGUCGCACCAACAGCACGGUGGGCGUGUAUCACUAUGGCGCGUGCGGCAGACCCGAGGCGCCGUCAACGAACUUCCUGUACUGAGGGGGAAAUCGUUGGGCGUUUAUUUUAUAAUGGCAUUUAAUAUUUUUAGGCUAUAGUCUAUAUAUUUUUGUAAACGAUAUUUAUUGUGUUGGAAUUAAAAAGCCGAACGAACGUACACAAUUGCACUCCACAUUGGCCGGCUUUGGGAUUGGAUCCUAACUAUGUACGUGUAGAUCUACUCUAAGCGGAGUCAUCAAACAACUUGCUUAGCAUAGCGUUUAUCUCAUGCGGCCGGAACUUCACAUAUUUAUCCGGAUUUUUACUAAACUGCACUGUUGCAUACCUGAAACGAAAUAGGAGAAUUGCAUUUAAUGAACUGAUUCAAAUGUUCCACGAGUACAACAAAAAGCGCUUCAAAAUCUCAAAGUAAUCGAUUCAACUUAUUCCAUUUUUUUGGAAGAAAUGUUAUACAGGACGGUUCUGCCCAUGAACUCAGCAACAAAAGCAACGUUUCCGAUGUGGCUCUCAAUUGGGAACUUUUACUGCAUAAGUCAAAUAUUUGUCUCAUAUAAUUUUACUAACGUUUUAAAAACGGAUUUAAACAAA